Molecule: messenger RNA, 1128 nt
Organism: Salarias fasciatus (jewelled blenny)
Lineage: Eukaryota; Metazoa; Chordata; Actinopteri; Blenniiformes; Blenniidae
Product: probable E3 ubiquitin-protein ligase TRIML1
Exons: 6
Coding region: 1-1128 (375 amino acids)
Molecular function (GO): protein binding
Source: RefSeq, a predicted model, not a curated record
AUGGGUGCGCUAAAUAUUUGUGCAACUUUUCUGCAGGGGACAUUAGAAAAACAUCAAGAAUGUCUAAAGAAGCAGAGAGAAGCUGUGAAAUACAGACUGAAGAAACUGGCUGCACGCCAGUCAGAAAUCACCAGAAAGUCCUCAGAGGUGAGGGAGAGUAUCCUACGAAAAUACCAGGAGAUCCAGGCAGUGCUGGACGAGGAUCUGAGGAUCACCCUGUCCCACCUGGAGACGGAGGAGCGAGCUGCUGUCUCCACCCUGGACGGGCUCAUGGAGAGGAGCUGCUCUCUGAUCCAGGAGAUCGAGCAGGACCUGGCCAGACUCAACGUGGCUCUGGACCAGAACGACGCAGAGCCUGACACUAUGACUUUCUUUUCUUACUCUGAGCAUGAAGAUAUGGAGACAUCGGAGAGAGUGAUCGACCUGCUCAGCUGUACAGACCCGAGCGGCGUGAAGCUAGAUGAGGCUAAAGCAGACCAGAUCCUCAGCCUCACCCACAACAUGCUCCUGCUGGUCUGCUCUCAAACCCCCAUCAUCAAGAAACUCAUCAAGAGUUAUUCCAGUGAGGUGUGCCUGGAUCCAGAGACGGCCCACCCAAAGCUGAUCGUCUCUGCUCAAGGUGAUAGCGCCACCUACACGGACACAUGGCAGCAGCUUCCUGAAGUCCCCGGACGUUUCGACACCACCCUAAAUGUUAUCAGCCUGCAAAGCUUUCGCUCCGGCCGCCAUUACUGGGAGAUAGACGUGAGCGGAAAGACCUACUGGGAGCUGGGCGUUACCUACCCCACCAUUCCCCGAAAAGGCACGACGGAGGACUGCUGGCUGGGCCGGGGGCCUGAGUCCUGGUGUGUCGAGUUCUUCGAUGGGGAGUACACGGCCUGGCACGGCGGCGUGCCGCAUCAGCUGCCUUUCACUAAGCGUUUCUGUCAGAUUGGUGUUUUGUGUAGUUUUCCUGCAGGUUUGGUGACUUUUCUUGAGGCGGACAGAAUGAUGCCGCUCUUCUCUUUUUGUGCGGGAACCUUCUCGGACUGUCUCCACCUGGCCCUGUGCCCCGGCCAUGACCACGGGGGCAACAACACAAAUCCUAUCGUGAUCUGCAAAAGCUUGUCUCCAAACAGCCAUGACUGA